AUGGAGUAUGAGUGGGAAUCAGAGCCUUCACACUCACAGCCCUGGCUGGGGAGAAAACCCCCAGUAGAGGAGCCGGGCCUCCAGGGGGGCCACCAUCCUAGACAGCUGAACACAGCAGACAAGACAGUGCCCCAGCAGGCCGAGGAGGGGUGCUGUGUGGAGCUGCUGCUGCUGCUGCUGGCUGGAGAGCUGCCCCUGGGCUGCAGCUGCCCGCGGGACUGCGUGUGCUACCCGGCGCCCAUGACCGUCAGCUGCCAGGCACACAAUUUCGCUGCCAUCCCGGAGGGCAUCCCGGAGGACAGCGAGCGCGUCUUCCUGCAGAACAACCGCAUCACCCUCCUCCGGCAGGGCCACUUCAGCCCCGCCAUGGUCACCUUGUGGAUCUACUCCAACAACAUCACCUUCAUCGACCCCAACACCUUCGAGGGCUUCGUGCACUUGGAGGAGCUGGACCUCGGCGACAACAGGCAGCUGCGGACGCUGGCGCCCGAGACCUUCCAGGGCCUGGUGAAGCUCCACGCCCUCUACCUCUAUAAGUGCGGGCUCAGCGCCCUGCCCCCGGGCAUCUUCAGCGGCCUGCACAGCCUGCAGUACCUCUACCUGCAGGACAACCACAUUGAGUACCUGCAGGAAGACAUCUUUGUGGACCUGGUCAACCUCAGUCACCUGUUUCUCCACGGCAACAAGCUGUGGAGCCUGGGCCAGGACACCUUCCGGGGGCUGGUGAACCUGGACCGGCUGCUGCUUCACGAGAACCAGCUGCAGUGGGUCCACCACAAGGCUUUCCACGACCUCCGCCGGCUCACCACCCUCUUCCUCUUCAACAACAGCCUCUCCCAGCUGCAGGGUGACUGCCUGGCACCCCUGGGGGCCCUGGAGUUCCUCCGCCUCAAUGGGAAUGCCUGGGACUGUGGCUGCCGGGGGCGCUCCUUGUGGGAAUGGCUUCGGAGGUUCCGUGGCUCCAGCUCUGCUGUCCCUUGCGCGUCCCCUGAGCAGCGGCAAGGCCAAGACCUGAAACUGCUGAGUGCUGAGGAUUUCCGGAACUGCACCGGGCCAGAAUCCCCACACCAGAUCAAGACACACACGCUCACCACCACCGACAGGGCCGCCCGAAAGGAACAUCACUCGGUCUGGGGCCCCACCAGGGACAAGGGCCACCCACCUGGCUCCCGGUCGGGCUACGGGAAGCCAGGCAAGAACUGCACCGGCCACAGGAAUCGCAGCCAGGUCUCCAAGGUGGGUGCCGGGAAGCAGACCCAGGAGCUGCAGGACUACGCCCCUGAUUACCAGCACAAGGUCAGCUUUGACAUCAUACCCACCGGGCGGCCCAAGAGGAAGGGCAAGUGUGCCCGCAGGACCCCCAUCCGGGCCCCCAGCGGGGUGCAGCAGGCCUCAUCCGGCAGUUCUCUGGGGGCCUCGAUCCUGGCCUGGAUACUGGGGCUAGCAGUCACUCUCCGCUGAGGACCCAGGGCACCAGCACCCAGCACUGCCACAUGUCCACCAAGGAACAGAAUUUCUUUUCUUUUUCUACAAGUGGAGGAUCUGCUGGGUUUCAGGCAGAGCCUGGUAAAGGCUUCGGCUGCUGUCUGGGCCCUGCCUGGUGGAUUAUAAACCCAAAGUGUACAGCCCCAAGCAGGAGAGGAUUAGCACGCCUCACCCAGCUGUCCCAGCCAGCCCUCGCCCAGCAGCCAUGGACAGCAUCCAGCCAGCAAGGCGGUUCAAGUGCUCAGACAGAAUCCUUCCUUGGCAACAAUGGGACUAUGCCCCACGGGAGCUGAGCUCUGUGGAAUCCUGGUUAUUUGGAGAGGUCUGAAGAGCUCCCGCCAUUCUUGGAGGAAGCAGGACUCAGAGGAACAGAUGAUGCUCAUGCAAGAGGCUGGGUGACCGGCCAUCUAGGUGGCAUUUUAGCUUUUGCCUGACGUCACUUAGUCAACCUGCCCUGAAUCCAACAGUGUGCCACCUUCAGUCCCUUCCCUGGGGUGACACCUCUCAUUCCUGAUGUCUCAGGCAACCCUGGCACACUCAGCCCAGACCCUGGGCUCCAAGAACCAGUUACCAAAGGAAAGAUCAUCAGAGGCUGAAAUUUAGAACUUCAUCAUGUGCAAUGAGGUUCUCACAGGAGGUGCAGUUUUAUAACUAUGUCCACUUAUAUAUAUACACACUCUACAUAUAUAUAUAUACACACACACGAAGACACAGGUCCCCUGCCCCACACCCUUACCAAACUGUACGUCUUCUUAUGUUUAUAAAGUAUACGGAAAGCUAUAUCUUCUGAAUUAAGGAUUGUAUUGGUGAUUUCUAGCAAGAAAAGAGUUAUAAGAUUUUUGUCUAGAAUCCAAACCUGCAACAACAGUCCCCAUGUAACCUAGGCUUGCCCGGGACCAUAGGCAAAUGGUCAGUGGGGAGGGUCAGUGAGAAGGGGAGGCAGCAAGAAUCACAUCAGGGGACCAAUAUUCUUAGGUAUUUAGAGCAUCACCUUGUUUUUAUAUGCAACACAAGCCCAUCUGCUGCCCUGGAGCACCAUCACCCCCACUAUAGUAACUGUUGGCGUCAGGGUGAGAAGUGAGAAUCAGCUUGUUGGACAUCAGGGAGCCAGGUUCUGGGGACAGGCUGGCUGGAGAAAGGGAGGGAAGGAGCUUUGGGUUUCUUAGGUCAUUGGGUGAAGCAGCCUUCACAGUGUUAGUUCAAUAGGCUGGGCAGUGUCAUCAGCCUAGCGUGUUGCCAGCAAUGGUCUCGACAGGCCAGAGCGACUCUGGGCAUGAGCCCAGGCCUCCAGCACAGCUUAACUGCUGAAUUUUUCCUUGGGGCUCUUUGAUGGGCGUCCCAGCAAGGGCUCUGUGUAGGGUGGCAGGAGGGAAAGGACAGGUGGCCUUAGCAGAAGGGAAACAGUGAGGGCAUUUCAAGAACCAUCUCAGGCACUUCUGCCUUGGGGAGGCCCUGUCCCUACUGGCCCUUCUGAAGAUGCCGGGGUCAGGCAGAGGUCAGGUGGCCAGACUCAGGCAUCGGGAGCGGGGAUGUGCAGGGACUAACGCAGGCGAGCCCAGGUAGGGGACAGGGGCUCCGGUCAAGGUCAGCCAUGCUGUUGGCUGGAGCCUGGUUGGGCACAAUCUCUUUUGCGCUUUGCACAAACCUGAAUCCCCAACCAGAGAGGAUGUAUAUGAGGAGCAAGAAAUACUGAAUCCAAUUAAGAGAGAAAAAUAAUAAUAAAAAAAUUUUCUCUUGGACAAGAA
Messenger RNA from Miniopterus natalensis, 3230 nucleotides. Lineage: Eukaryota; Metazoa; Chordata; Mammalia; Chiroptera; Miniopteridae. The record is from RefSeq and is a predicted model, not a curated record.